Messenger RNA from Clunio marinus, 933 nucleotides. Lineage: Eukaryota; Metazoa; Arthropoda; Insecta; Diptera; Chironomidae. The record is from the annotation of a GenBank genome assembly.
AUGCUAGCCGAUAUUCGACAAUUAAAUCCAUUUCUCGAAAUGAUCGCUCGAGAAGAAUUGCAUGAAGAUAAAGAAAAGAUUGAAGAUUAUUUGAAAGCUCUCAAAGAAUGGAUUGAAAAGUCUCCACAUCUAAAAGCUCGAACCGAUGAUCAAUUUUUGGUGGCAUUUCUGCGUGGUUGUCAAUACAGUCUCGAAGCGACAAAAAAAAAGCUCGACACAUUUUACACACUGAGAACUCACAUACCAGAGCUUUUAUCCAAUAGAGAUCCCAUGGAUAUAAAGCUUCGAGAAGUCAUAAAGCUCGGAAUUGGAAUUCCCCUUCCACUUACUGAAACACCAGGAUCACCUCGUAUUUUCCUGAUUCGUCAUGGAAUUUACGAUGCGAAUAUGUUCACUCUUCACGAUGUCAUGAAAGUGUCAACAAUGAUAAAUGAUAUUCUUCUGAGAGACGAUGACAAUUUUGUUGUGGCGGGUCAAAUCGGCAUUUUAGAUUUGUCUGGUGUGAGUUUCAAACACUUCGCUCAAUAUAAUCCUGGAUUUAUUAAGAAAAUGACUUUGCUUAGUCAUGAUGGAUCACCAAUUAGACAUCGAGCUUUUCAUUACAUUAACACACCUCCUGGCUUCGAUAAUGUUUUUACUGUCUUUAUGUCGUUAAUGAAUGAGACAGAUCGAAACUCUGUAAGUUAUCAUGACUUAGAGUCUCUCUUCAAAAUAAUUCCAAGAAGAAUUAUGCCAUUCGAGUAUGGUGGCGAGGCUGGCCCACUCCAAGAAAUCAUCGAUGAUUGGGAAAAGAAAAUCUUAUCGUAUCGAAUGUAUUUUCAAGAAGACGAAGAACAGUUUGGAGUUGAUGAGUCAAAACGAAUCGAUCGUUCAAAUAAUGCUGAAUCAUUAUUUGGGGCUGAAGGAAGCUUCAAUCAAUUAAAUUUUUAUUGA